GGUGGUCUGGGGCAAUGGCUGGAGAAUACAUUAUUGUCUGUCUUCUGCUGAUUGGGUUUUCAUCUCAGACCUGUGACGAGACCCCCUGCCCUAAAGAAAACCAGGAGGUUUUUAACAGGAAUCAGAAAACAAUCCCAGUGACUCUGAAACCAGGUGCCACAGAGGUCUUCUUUCUUGAAAGCGAUAUCCGUGUCAUCCCAAAGGGGGCCUUUGUUACCAACCCCCAGUUAGAUAAAGUGGAGUUCCUCAACACCCCCACUGAGUCCAUAGAAGUGGGUGCCUUCGAGGGACUGGUCAACCUCAAGGAUUUAGAGAUCUCCAAUACCCCACUUACAGCCCUGUCAGUAGGUACUUUCAAAGACGUGAACAACCUGGAAAAACUACUGCUGAAGCUCAACAAGAUCCGUAUUCUAGAGAAAGGACUGUUUGAGGGUCUGACAAAACUGAGAGAACUCCAGUUACACUAUAAUGACAUCACCACAAUCGAAGACGGGGCGUUUGAUGACCUGGAAAACCUUCAGGUCCUCCAUCUUGCCAAGAACAACCUGAUAUCUGUGUCCUCUACCUGGUUCUCAAAGCUUCACAAACUGCAGAUACUCAGGCUUUAUGAGAACCAGCUGACCACCAUUCCUAACGAUCUAUUAAACAAUCUAUCCAAUUUAAAGGAAUUUGCUGCACACGGUAAUAAUAUCACUGCAAUACCUUCCAAUUUGUUCGCACAUAAAGAAAAAAUUACAAAGAUAUCUUUGGAUCAUAAUCUUCUGACUGAAUUGCCUCCAGAAUUUUUUGUCGGGUUCCCUCUUCUCAGAACACUGACAUUGAAUAAAAAUCUACUUGCAAGUCUGCCUCCCGUCCUCUUUGGAGAGAUGACUAAACUGACCGAGUUAAGCCUAAGUGACAACAACCUCACAAGUCUUCCUCAGGGAGUGUUCAGUCCUCUUAUUAAACUCACAAAGUUGGAUCUGUCUAAAAACCGAUUUGCCACCCUAUCUGAAAAGCCUUUUGAGGGACUUGGGGAGCUAAAAGAAUUAAAUCUCCAAUACAACCAGAUUGAAUCAUUGAAAGCAGGCAUCUUUCAAAACCUAAAAUCACUAACCACUCUUAAACUGGCCCAUAACAACCUGGUGACACUUCCAGAGGGUAUAUUUGAGCCUUUACCAAAACUCAGCAAAGUCUAUUUAAACAACAACUCUUGGCAUUGUGACUGCAGAAUGGUCCCACUCUUCAACUGGAUGAAGUCAAACCACAUGAAGAUCAAGUCCCCAACUCCUGACAUUUGUGACCAACCAGAGAAUUUAAAAGGAAAGGAAAUACAAUCUCUUGCAGAGGGACAGCUUAUUUGUCCCCCUCCACUGUGUUGUCCCUGUCCUUGGCCAUCUGGUCAUGCUUCUGACCUGGACUAAGUUUAAAUAGACUCUAGACUCAGCCCACAUGCAUUUAUUAAAUAUUACUAUUACUAUUAUUAAUCUCCGCUCCAAUAACAUUCUGACUCUGAAUAUCCCACGUGUAACAACUGAAUUUGGUAAGACUGCUUUUAGUUAUGUUGCUCCUUGGUGUUGGAAUUUGCUCCAAAAAGUUUUGAAGCUUUCUGUUUUCAUUCCACUUGAACAUUUUAAACAAUUACUUAAGCAAUCCAAAUCUGAACAAUGCGCAUGUUUUAAAUAACCCCUUUAUGUUAUUUUUAAUAAUUUCAUAUGUUUUGUAAAUCAAUUUUGUUGUUGUGACUGUUUCUAUGAUUCUGUGUAAUUUGUGUAACUGUUGCCCCAGGGCUCCCUUGUAAAAGAGAUUUGAUUAUAUCAAUGGGACAUCCCCUGGUAAAAUAAAGGAUAAAAAAAAUUUAAAAAAUUACAAUUUGUACUCUUAAUAUGUUCACCCGGCAC
Esox lucius (northern pike) is the source of this 1880-nucleotide messenger RNA. RefSeq names its product carboxypeptidase N subunit 2. The record is from RefSeq and is a predicted model, not a curated record. Gene Ontology annotation, cellular component: plasma membrane. NCBI's taxonomy places the organism in Eukaryota, Metazoa, Chordata, Actinopteri, Esociformes, Esocidae. Bases 15 to 1403 code for a protein of 462 amino acids. Gene Ontology annotation, molecular function: protein binding. The transcript is spliced from 2 exons.